Messenger RNA from Oncorhynchus gorbuscha (pink salmon), 1665 nucleotides. It is a transcript of the gene tmem97, whose product is annotated as transmembrane protein 97. Bases 113 to 649 code for a protein of 178 amino acids. The record is from RefSeq and is a predicted model, not a curated record. Lineage: Eukaryota; Metazoa; Chordata; Actinopteri; Salmoniformes; Salmonidae. Gene Ontology annotation, cellular component: endoplasmic reticulum. The transcript is spliced from 3 exons.
CCCCCUUUUCCUUUCAACGUUGUGAAAUUCGCAUGCGUUCUCGAUUUACAUCUCAAUUAAAGCUUAAGAGAUAGCUGUUCAUAUUUUUGGUGUGUCUUUCCUUUGAUUCAAUAUGGGUAUUCUUCGUAUAUUAGAAAUUAUAUUUGUCUUUUAUUUUGCUUCUCACAUUCCUAUUACAUUAUUCAUUGAUCUUCAAGCGUUGCUUCCUGCGCAGAUGUAUCCGCAACAGCUGAAAGAUGUUUUGAGAUGGUAUGGGGCUGAGUUCAGAGACCCCAUGAUGCUGGAUCCCCCCACCUGGUUCAAGUCCUUCAUCUUCUGCGAAGCUCUGGUUCAAACACCCUUUUUCCCCAUAGCUGCAUACGCCUUCCUGAAAGGAGGCUGCAAGUGGAUCAGGACUCCAGCCAUUGUGUAUUCCACCCACGUAGUCACCACCCUGGUCCCCAUCCUAGCCCACAUCCUCUACUACCCUUUCCCCACAGAGCCCCACCCUGGCCCCCAGACCCAGAAGGAGCGUUACACCCUGGCAGCCAUCUACGCUCCGUACCUCCUGAUUCCUCUGAUGCUGCUGUUCACAAUGCUCUUCAGCUCAGCUUACAACACCAACACUCAGGGAGGGAAGGGCUCAGCUAAGGCCAAGAAGAUCAAAUAAAAAGACACUCAUUUCUAGCCUGAGUGCUAGUCUGUUUGUGCUAUUGUCCAACUCCAUUGCUGUCCUUGUCACCUGUUUGGUUUGAUGGCACAAACAGAUUAGCACUCGGGCUACUAAUCCACCUGUACAUUCUGUAAUACACUGUACUGUUACCCGGCAGUCUGUCCAGGCUAUCAUACCUCUUCGUCUACAGUACUAAUUUUCAUAGUGAUUUUUUUCCCCUCAAGUGAUGAAUUGUCAAUUGGUACAUUUCAAGUCAAUAAACCACAUAGGUACGUUAAACAUUCAUAACAAUUCAUAUGGUUUUGAUCGUCACAGAUUAGCGAUAGCCAAGAAUAUUGGACACCCAAGAGAAUCAAAAUGCAAAUCCUUUAUUUCAAGUAUAUAUCUCAUCUUUUGAUGAAGUUGGUCCACUAAGCUGGUUUACUAACUUUUAACAUGGAUAAGAUGAAUGCAGAGGAGGAUGAUAUUUACUGUAAACAUAAAUAAUGUACAUUACUUUUAAAAAUUGUUUGUAUACACUGGCCUGAAACUCCAAUAAGCCACCUGAGGAUACAUGUGUUGCUGUAGUACCACAGACAAAGGUGAAAUGAUAAAACCAUGAACAUAUUCGUACCUUAGAUGUAAAACAGAACUAAGACACAAAUGGGGAGGGGGGGGAGGGGCAACACAGAAAAAAAUAAAAUUGUUUUCAAAAUCCUGAAAUGUACAGUAACAUGCACAUACUGUACUUUUGUUUUUCCACUUGUAGAAAAAGGUAAUAAAACUAAUCUAUACAGAGUAAUUAUUCAGUAUUAAAUAGUAUAAAUAAAUUCCUUCAUAUAUAAAUAGCUUUCUACCCCAUUUGGUUGACUGACAUACUGUAGUGUUGUGAAAGUUGUGACAUCUAUAGAGCCUCAGGUUUGAACUAUAUUGAAGCAUUCCAACACUUAAAUGCUAAAAAUAGGGGGGAUUGUCACUUAGACACCUGCUCGUGAGGGACAUUUGAUGGUGUUAUAAAGUUUCUUCUAAUUUUG